Pyrgilauda ruficollis (rufous-necked snowfinch) is the source of this 672-nucleotide messenger RNA. It is a transcript of the gene TM4SF1, whose product is annotated as transmembrane 4 L six family member 1. Gene Ontology annotation, cellular component: membrane. Lineage: Eukaryota; Metazoa; Chordata; Aves; Passeriformes; Passeridae. The coding region runs from base 61 to 672 and encodes 203 amino acids. The record is from RefSeq and is a predicted model, not a curated record. The transcript is spliced from 5 exons.
GGACAGGUGUGAGGUAGAUUGAAUUGGACAAGUUGAAGGAGGAUUUUUAAAGUUGAAAAUAUGUGUUUUGGAAGGUGUGCUAGAUGUGUUGGUUAUAAGUUGCUCAUCCUUGCUCUCCUCUGCAUUGUGGCAAACACUUUACUUUAUUUUCCCAAUGGCGAAACAAGAUUUGCUUCAGAGCAUCACCUCAGCAAAUACGUGGAGUGCCUUCAUGGCAUUCUAGGUGGAGGCUUUCUGGUACUCAUUCCAGCUGCAGUGUUCAUUGGGCUUCACAAUGAUGACUGCUGUGGGUGCUUUGGCCAUGAGGGCUGUGGAAAGAGCUGUGCGAUGCUGUCCUCAGUUCUGGCAGCCUUUGUUGGGAUCCUUGGCUCAGGAUACUGUAUAAUCAUUUCAGCACUGGGCUUGUCUCAAGGACCGUAUUGUCUUACCCGCCUAGAAAGAAACUGGAUCUAUCCUUUCACUGACUCAUCUGGAGGGUACUUGUUUGAGUAUAACAAGUGGUCUGAAUGUCAGGAACCUCAAAACAUCGUGCAGUGGAAUGUCACCCUCUUUUCCAUCCUCCUUGUUUUGGGAGGAAUAGAAUUCAUUCUGUGCUUCAUACAGAUAAUCAAUGGCAUUCUUGGAGGACUGUGUGGGCUGUGCUGCAGUCAUGAGGAGACAUAUGUUUGCUAG